AUGUUAAUAUUUAUUUAUAUUCUUUUAUUAUUUGUUAAUAUUAAUGCUUUUGAAGAUUUUAAGAACUUAAAAAGAAAUAAUACUUAUUUUAGUGAAAGAAAAAAAAGGGAAAUAUUAAAAGAUUCUAAAUUUUUAUGGAAUACAAAAAGAAUAACAUAUCAUGUGAAUUACCGAUUAAAUUAUACCUUAAUUUCUAAAGCAGUUUCAAGAAUUUCAAGAGAAACAUGCUUAAUAUUUGAAGGUACAAAAAAUAAAUUAUUUGCAAUGCUCAGCUAUGAACCCGGUGAUAAUUUUGAAACAUAUUUAGGAAAAAGAGAAAGUUUACUUCAUAAAAUUUCAAUUCCACCUCGAAACAUGGAUAUUAGUAAAAUUAUACGAGAAACAUUACGUGCUUUAGGAAUGGAUUAUGAAACCAAUAGAAGCGAUAGAGACAUGUAUGUUACUAUUAAUAGAAGAAACAUAAUGCCUAAAUAUGAAUCAAAAUUCAUUCAAUUGUAUAAAGAUUUAACAAAUUCAUAUGGUCUUCCAUAUGAUUAUAAUUCAAUUAUGCACUUAGGUAAAUAUGAUUAUUCAAAAUCUAAUAGAUUACCUGUUAUUGAAACUAAAAAUAAAAAAAUGGAAUUUUUUAUGGGUAAUAAAUUAUAUCUUAGUUUUAAUGACGCAAAACUUUUAAACCUCAAAUAUUGUUUAAAACCAAAAGUAUUAUCUUUAGAUUGUCAAAAUUACGGAUAUCCUGAUCCAAUAGUUCAAAAUAGGUGUAAAUGCUUGCCAUUUUUCACCGGUUUAAAAUGUGAAAAGUUUAUUAAGAAUCCUGAGUUUUGUACAAAUGAAAAUGUUUUAAAAACAGAUAUGUUUGUAAAUCUUAAAAAAUUAAUCUUAGGUAGAAGAUGUUAUUUUCUUUUAUUUUCAAGACCAUUUAAAAAAAUUAAAUUAAUAUUACAGUUUAAAGUUUGGUUUUUUUUUCGUAAAUGUACUCCAAAAGAGCAUAUUGAGGUUAGGUAUGGUAAAGAUUUAUCAGUAGGUGGCGUUGUUUAUUGUCCUAGUAGUGUACCUUUAUACAUUGAAUCAGUAACAAACAAAAUAAUUAUUGCAUCGUAUUAUGAAGAUAAUUUUAAAAUUGAAAUAAAAUAUUGGGAAGUUUCACAAAAAAGUAAAAGUGUACAUUUUUAA
Messenger RNA from Strongyloides ratti, 1170 nucleotides. Its product is annotated as Astacin-like metalloendopeptidase. The record is from RefSeq and is a predicted model, not a curated record. NCBI's taxonomy places the organism in Eukaryota, Metazoa, Nematoda, Chromadorea, Rhabditida, Strongyloididae. The coding region runs from base 1 to 1170 and encodes 389 amino acids. Gene Ontology annotation, biological process: proteolysis. The transcript has 2 exons. Gene Ontology annotation, molecular function: metalloendopeptidase activity; zinc ion binding.